CACAGCUGCGGGACCGACACCCCGAAAACCACCCACCGCCCGGACCGACACACUGACGAUGGAGAUGUAUCAGGCCGCUUACUACACCGAGGACUUCAAACCGCAAGAAGUUCCGGCCGGAUUUGACUUCGCCUCAUACGAUCUGAGUGGUGAAGAUCUGUCCUUCCUGUCAGACAGUGGCGCUUCAGGACAGCAGCCAGUAACAGAGACCUACGCAGAACACGAGAAAGAUUUUCAGCUGUACGGAUCCAAAGCAGGUUCCAGUGACUCUGGUCUGUUUAAUCUGGAUGCAUAUCAUGAACUGAACUUCUGGACGACCUGCUCUAGUGGUGCAGCUGGUGUUGACCAAUCACAGGGUGGCUUUCAGGAGUCCUCACAGACGUACCAGGAUCUUCUGCCGUCGUGUGCUCCUGCUCGGAGUUCCCCGUUCAGCUUGAACACAGCAGAGACCCUCAGGGCUGCUCCAGCACACAGCACCAUCCACAUGGAGCAGCUCCGCGAUCCUGAAAGAAGCUACACACACCCCAGUGGGGCGGUCUUUGAACCUGACAUCCAAAGCAUGGCCCCACCCUUCUGGUCCAACUACCCCUCCCCCAGCUACUGCCUGCCCCUCCAGAGCCAUCCUCCAUCUUGUGCCUCCUCUCCUGCUCUGCAGCCCUCAGACCAAUACUGCCCUCGUGUGGCCAAACGCAGAAGCACACAUUCUCAGAAAUCGGAGCCGCAGGGCGAGAUAGCGGCAAUGUCAGCUUACACAGGCUCAGGGCCCAUCCAGCUCUGGCAGUUUCUGCUGGAGCUGCUCCUGGACUCUGCCUGCAACACCUUCAUCAGCUGGACAGGAGACGGCUGGGAGUUCAAGAUGUCUGACCCUGCUGAGGUUGCUAAGCGAUGGGGCCAGUGCAAGAACAAGCCGAAGAUGAACUACGAGAAGCUGAGCCGAGGCCUGAGGUACUACUACCACAAGAACAUCAUCCACAAGACCGCCGGCAAGCGCUACGUCUACCGCUUCGUCUGUGACCUGCAGGGGAUGCUGGGAAAAAGCUCCCGGGACGUGCUGGCCAGCCUGAACAUUCCAGCUGCGGGGGCAGAGUGUGCACCCCAGCCCUUAGGAAACGCCCCCAAAAAAACAACCGAAGACACCUGUGACACAUGGCUGACACAGUGACAGACAGCAGCGCAGUGACCGUGGGACCCGCUCAGUACCCCUCCUACACGCACCGGGGAGCUCCGUUCUGUUCCAGAACUUUCCAAGGCUGUCUGCUCGGUGCUCGAGACUGGCUCCUGUCGUGCCGGCAGCAGUGGUGCUGUCGACCUGUGGGAUCUUGCAGGUCUGGAACUGAGUCAGGUCAUUUCACCAGUACUGAAGCUUCACAAUGCUUUUUAGACUUCUCAGAUUGAGGAGGAUAUAAGCACCCCCCUAAACAGCAUUCAUACAUCUGAUUACCAAGGCCCACUUUCUCUGACCUGACUUGAUUUAGUGAAGAUUAAUACCGGCACAGACCUGUUAUUAAAAUCUAUUCUGAUCAGGUAAACUAAGCACUAUUAAUGGUCAUAUUCUACAAUGUAAGUAUUUUGAAAUCUUCAAAGGAACAAAAUAUUUUCAAUGGCAAAAAAUAGAGCAAAUAUAUCUCGCUCACUGUGGACCCAUCCAGUAAAGGUAGCAUUUAAACUGAGUACAAUGUUUUUUUCUUGUACCAACACUACAUGUUCCUAUUUAAAUGUUAACCUGUUAUAUUUGAAGAUAUAUGGAGAUUGUGCAGGAAAAUAUAUCCUUAGGGUGUCAAAAGUACCGUGAAAAUAUCAAAUGUGGUCACGGUAAUCUACCUCCUGUGGUAAUUCUUACCUGCAUUAUGCUGCACGGUCAGGGCUGCAGCAGCUAAUCAGUGUUUACCAUAUAAAACGCGUUAUUUCUUAUGUCUACAAACUUUUGUGGGAACUAGAGAAAACAUGUAAAUAAAUUGUGUAUAAAUGUGAAA
Megalops cyprinoides (Indo-Pacific tarpon) is the source of this 1973-nucleotide messenger RNA. Its product is annotated as ETS1-related protein. Gene Ontology annotation, cellular component: nucleus. NCBI's taxonomy places the organism in Eukaryota, Metazoa, Chordata, Actinopteri, Elopiformes, Megalopidae. The record is from RefSeq and is a predicted model, not a curated record. The transcript has 8 exons. Bases 59 to 1162 code for a protein of 367 amino acids. Gene Ontology annotation, biological process: regulation of transcription by RNA polymerase II; cell differentiation. Gene Ontology annotation, molecular function: DNA-binding transcription factor activity, RNA polymerase II-specific; sequence-specific DNA binding.